This is a messenger RNA of Oncorhynchus keta (chum salmon), 1537 nucleotides long. RefSeq names its product tripartite motif-containing protein 16-like. NCBI's taxonomy places the organism in Eukaryota, Metazoa, Chordata, Actinopteri, Salmoniformes, Salmonidae. The coding region runs from base 75 to 1496 and encodes 473 amino acids. Gene Ontology annotation, molecular function: zinc ion binding; protein binding. The transcript has 5 exons. The record is from RefSeq and is a predicted model, not a curated record.
ACUCUCUUCUGAGGAAACGAAACUGAUCUGAGUCUCUCUGUCGUCUGUCUGUGUGAGAGUGAACAACCGUCCAAAUGGCUCAGCAAGGAGUUCUGCUGGACCAGGACCAGUUCUGUUGUUCUGUCUGUCUGGAUCUACUGAAGGAGCCGGUCACUAUUCCCUGUGGACACAGUUACUGUAGGAGCUGUAUUGAGGGCUGCUGGGAUCAGGAUGUUCUGAAAGGGGUCUAUAGCUGUCCUCAGUGCAGAGAGACCUUCACUCCAAGGCCUAAUCUGAGGAAAAAUAACAUGUUGGCUGAGGUGGUUGAGAAACUGAAGAAGACAGGACUCCAGGCUGUUCCCCCUCCUGCUCUGUGCUAUGCUGGACCUGGAGAUGUGGUGUGUGAUUUCUGCACUGGGACCAGAAAGCAGAAAGCCCUCAUGUCCUGUCUGGUGUGUCUGGCCUCUUACUGUGAGACUCACCUCCAACCUCACUAUGAAUCUCCUGCUUUGAAAAAGCACAAGCUGGUCAAAGCCACCGCACAACUACAGGAGAAGAUCUGCUCUCAUCAUGACAAACUGCUGGAGGUUUACUGUCGUACCGAUCAGCAGUGUAUCUGUUAUCAGUGUGUGAUGGAUGAACAUAAAGGCCAUGAUACAGUGUCAGCUGCAGCAGAGAGGACUGAGAAACAGAGGCAGCUGGGGAUGAGUCAGCAGAAGGUCCAGCAGAGAUUCCAGGAGAGAGAGAAGGAGCUGAAGGAGCUCCAACAGGCUGUGAAGUCUUUCAAGAGGUAUCAGUCUCUCUCCAGUAUCAGUGUAUCUUCAGACUUACCCAGCAUCGUUGUCCGUCCUCUUCAGUACUUUGGAGAUGUGAGUAAGACUGUGUCUGAACUGAGAGAGAAAAUAGAAGACUUCCUUAAAGGAGAAUGGACCAAGAUCUCCACUACAGUGAAUAUAGUGGGUGUUGUACUGCCUCCAGAGCCCAAGACCAGAGAACAGUUGUUACAAUAUUCCUGUCAGCUCACACUGGACCCAAACACAGCAUACACACACCUCUCUCUGUCUAAAGGGAACAGAAAGGUGACCUAUACAGACCAAGUCCAACCAUAUCCUGACCAUCCAGACAGAUUCACCAACUGGUGUCAGGUUCUGUGUAGAGAGGGUCUGUCUGGAUGCUGUUACUGGGAGGUGGAGAGGACUGGUGAUGUUGAUACAGCAGUCUCAUAUAAAGACAUCAGCAGAACAGAGACAGAUGGUGGAUUUGGAUACAAUAACAAGUCCUGGAGUUUAGAGUGCUCUAGAGGUGGUUAUUGGUUCAGACACAAUAAUGUUGAGACUAAAGUAUCAGGCCCUCAGUCCUCCAGAGUAGGAGUGUACCUGGAUCACAAGGCAGGUACUCUGUCCUUCUACAGUGUCUCUGACACAAUGACCCUCCUCCACAGAGUCCAGACCACAUUCACUCAGCCCCUCUAUCCUGGGAUUCAUCUCUCUAGUACUGCUGAGCUGGUUAAACUGUAGUAGGGUUCACAUAGAUACUAGUCAUGCUGGUGUAGUCAAUA